Molecule: messenger RNA, 1005 nt
Organism: Caenorhabditis elegans
Lineage: Eukaryota; Metazoa; Nematoda; Chromadorea; Rhabditida; Rhabditidae
Gene: F32D8.3
Product: TIL domain-containing protein
Exons: 3
Coding region: 134-871 (245 amino acids)
Source: RefSeq, marked reviewed
AAUUGCCCAUCAUCAUCAAAUUAAUAAUAUCGUAUUCCUUUCCGAUUCAUAUUCGCACCUUGCCAUUCCAUUUGUCUGAACUGUUCCAUUUCCAUCUCUCAUUCAUUACAUUCACCUACAUUCUCAUUUGCAGAUGCAUACUCUCUCCAUUUUAUUACCUUUUCUACUUGUGUUAUCCACAUUUUCUCAAGUAUCUCAUGAGUUCCGGCAUAAAGCUUUUCGAACAUUGAAAACUCCAAAAGUCAAUAAACAAAGGUUAUCUUUGAUUAUUCAAAGACUACGUAUGAAUGAUACCACUAGAAUAAAUGGAGAAGAAAACUGCCCUAUGUUCCAAUCAUUUUCUCAUUGUGCCUGUGAAUCAACCUGCAACAAUCCAGACCCGUAUUGCUCUAAAUGUGAGCCUGGAUGCACUUGUCGAAAUGGAUUUGUUCGGAAUUCUCUCAAAUUGUGUGUUCUACCGGAAGAAUGCCCACGGACCAAACUUCGACGUUUUGAACUACAACCACCUAGACGACUCUAUGAAGCCGUUCCAGUUGUUAUCACAACUACCACAGAAGAACCUACUAGAGCAACAACUGAAGAGCCGACAACUGAACUUAUAACAGCUACUGAAAUUGCUGAUGAACUCGUAACAGUACCACUGAUAGUUCUUCGUAAUGGACCAACACCUCCAUCGGCUCCUCCAAUGCUACAAGAACUCUCGUCUGACAUGAUCGGAGCUCCAUCAGCAACUCCUCCUCCAGACUUUUCCUAUGGGCCACCAGGAAUGAAUGCAGCAAAAGUUGCAUUGUAUGAGAAUUUUCUCAAACAAAAACGAAUUAUGAGAGCUCUCCGUCAUCGCAGAAACCGGUUUGCAAAGAGAAUGUUGUAAAUCUUGGUUUUAUUUGAUUAACAUUUUAUUUCAUACAACAAGAUCUCAUAGAUUCAUUCAACUAUAACAAUUUUUAUGAAAAACGAUGUGCGGAAACAUGUUAAAUACAAUAAAACAAUUUAAAUAUGAACAAU